AUGGCCCAAUACUACCCGCAACAACAACCCCCCUACAACCCCCAAAACCUCCAAUUCUACCAGUCCACCUACCCAGCCCCCGUCUCCGGCCAUUCCACUCCCUCACAAGCACAUUACGGCUACGGCCAACCAUCGGCCCCACAACCCUACCCGAGCUCUGGCGGAUUUGGGGCGGCGCCCAGUUUUGGCGGGCAAGGCGUCAGUGGGCGCAUGGGAGAGCAAGGGGGAUUGAGGACAGGCUGGAUAGCGGCGUUUGGAACGGAAGGAUACGAUGGGGAGCCGCCACUGUUGGAGGAAUUAGGGGUCAAUUUUGGGCAUAUUAAGGGGAAGACGCUCACAGUACUCAACCCUCUCCAUCCCAUCUCCCAACACAUAAUGGACGACUCCGACCUCGCCGGCCCCAUCCUCUUCUUCCUCCUCUUCGGCACCUUUCUCCUCUUUUCCGGAAAAGUCCAUUUUGGUUAUAUAUACGGCCUCGCCCUCGUCGGCUCCCUCUCCCUCCACACGAUUUUCUCCCUCAUGUCCCCACCCCCCGAAGGCAAUUCUCCAACAUCCACACCCUCAUACACCCAACCCACCCAUGAUCAUAUGAGUGGAGCAGGCGGCAUGGGAGGCGGUGGCCAAUUGUCGAGUACGUUGACGUUCCCACGGAGUGCCAGUGUACUGGGCUAUUGCCUGCUUCCACUGGUCCUUACGAGUUUCGUGGGAGUGGUAUUACCGAUGGACACGGCGGCCGGGUAUGUGAUUAGUUCACUGGCGAUUUGCUGGUGCACUUACAGCAGCAGUAAGAUGUUCUGCGCCGUGGGGAGAAUGCGGAGUAUGAGGGGGCUGGUGGCGUACCCGUUGGGGCUGUUUUAUGUUGGAUUUGGGAUCAUGGGGAUAUUCUCGAGUAAGGGAACGGGUGGGUUGGGCAGGGUUGCUACCGGAUGA
Messenger RNA from Letharia columbiana, 930 nucleotides. RefSeq lists its product as uncharacterized. Gene Ontology annotation, cellular component: trans-Golgi network; membrane. Gene Ontology annotation, biological process: endoplasmic reticulum to Golgi vesicle-mediated transport; vesicle fusion with Golgi apparatus. The coding region runs from base 1 to 930 and encodes 309 amino acids. The record is from RefSeq and is a predicted model, not a curated record. Lineage: Eukaryota; Fungi; Ascomycota; Lecanoromycetes; Lecanorales; Parmeliaceae. The transcript has 2 exons.